Molecule: messenger RNA, 1206 nt
Organism: Mycena indigotica
Lineage: Eukaryota; Fungi; Basidiomycota; Agaricomycetes; Agaricales; Mycenaceae
Exons: 3
Coding region: 1-1206 (401 amino acids)
Source: RefSeq, a predicted model, not a curated record
AUGGGGGGUGGUAGCCUGAGGUGCAACAUCGCGGACCCAGUAACCAAGCCCGACCCUGACAGCAAAUCCGACCCAUGGACCACUGCGGCAGCACUUUUUGCGCAGUCGCCUCAUCUCGCGCAAUACGUCCACCACCUCAUAAUUGAGCUGCAGCCCGUAUUCAACUACAGACACGAGAUCCCCAAGGCGUCGCUGGCAUUUCUCACCCUCCUGGUUAACGUCCGCAUAUUCGAAAUCACGCCACAAUCCUACAUGUCAUGGUACCACGCUCCCAAGGCCGUUCCCGCGCCCAUCUUCGCCUUCCUCCGCAGUCGCAAAGACCGCCCACUCGACAAGGUGUCCGUCACGAAGGUCGGGCACCUGCCGAUUGAGUGGGUCAUCCAGGCGCUCGAGUCCACCAAAAACCUUUACCUAUACUUCUGCUGUCUGAAAGAGUACGAUAUGGACCGUGGACGGCUGCGCACGCCCAUGACCAAAUUCCUCAAAUACAACCAUUCUGCUGGUGCAUCGCUUCCGCGGACGCUGUCGUUGCAUUUCAGUAGCAAUGUCGUCCAGCUGCUGUCCCAUACCAGCUUCAAGAAAUACCUCCCCUCCGUGCAUACUUUGACCAUGUCAGAGUACGGGCUGGAGUCGGACCUGGUGCCCACAAUUGCCUUUUUUGGCUUGCUUGCGCCGACGGUGAAGCAUCUGGUCAUUGAUACAAUGCGGGAGAUCAACACCUUCUCGAUGCCCUGCUCGUGGCCGGCGCUUAACACCCUCGAAGUGCAUCAAACAAAAGACGACCUCGAGAACGAAGGCGAGCAUCCAUGGAUCCUGACGCACGUGCUCAAUGAAAUCCUGUCUCCAACCCAUGCAUCGCCGGAACUCACGGAACUGACAAUCGUUCUCUCCCAUACGAUCGACGACAUGCCCGAGGGCUCAAUCGACCCGACUCGGAGCAAGCCUGUAGCAUGGGCGCUCAAUUCCACCCUCAUGGCGCUGUUCGACCGCAUAUGCGCAUCCCACUCGACGCUCAGGACUAUACGCUGGGUUACGGUGUUCUCGUUCACCUCCACAGGCUACGACGACGACGAUGUGUAUACCCCGUAUCCUGUCGAGGCGGCGCUGGCGCAGCAUUUGGCAUUCUGGGAGGCAUUGACGCGGGCGUUGCCGAAAGUAGCGGCAAGUGGUUGUUUAGUCUUCGAGGACAGGAAGCCUACAUUGUAA